UUGUUCCCGUCCGCAGUCGCAAAGCCAGCAACGCAAUUACAUAGGAGCGACUCGCAGCACAGCGACAUAGUGACUCGACAAUAUAGUGCGGACCAGCCUAAUCCCGCAUCGCUUCUUUUUUUUCCCUCGGUACAAAUCGUCCAAUUUACAAUCGUCGUUACUACUGACAUCUACACACUGCGGGAGAGGAGCGGGUUUGCAUUGGGAAGGGACUGAGAAGGAUUAUUGAUGUCCAGCUCGCCGCUGUCCAAGAAGCGUCGCUUGACAGGAACAGAGACGAAGACGGGAUCCCACUGCUCCUCCUCUAACUCUGUCAGAACUGAUCUGUCCCACACACCUGCCAACGGCAUGGCUAAGAAUGGCAAUGAUGCUGAGAUCGAUGAAGGCCUGUACUCCAGACAACUUUACGUUUUGGGCCAUGACGCUAUGAAGCGCAUGCAAAACUCCAAUGUCCUAAUCUCUGGUAUGAGAGGUCUUGGAGUAGAGAUUGCCAAGAACGUCAUCCUGGGUGGAGUCAGGAGUGUCACUGUGCACGACCAAGGAGUUGCAGAAUGGAGAGACCUCUCUUCUCAGUUUUACCUUCGGGAGGAGGACCUGGGGAAGAACAGGGCAGAAGUGAGUCAGCACCGUUUGGCUGAACUCAACAACUACGUCCCUGUAACUGCCCACACCGGAGCACUCACUGAAGACUACGUGACCAAGUUCCAGGUGGUGGUGCUGACCAACUCGUCUCUGGAUGAGCAGCAGCGCAUGGGAGAUAUCUGCCACAGCAAAGGAAUCAAGCUGAUUAUUGCUGACACACGUGGAUUAUUUGGCCAGCUUUUCUGCGACUUCGGAGAGGAGAUGAUAGUGUACGACACCAAUGGAGAGCAGCCGCUGAGUGCCAUGAUUUCCAUGAUCACCAAGGAUACUACAGGAGUUGUGACAUGUCUGGAUGAGGCCCGUCAUGGCUUUGAGAGUGGAGACUAUGUCACCUUCACAGAGGUUCAGGGUAUGACGGAGCUGAAUGGCUGUCAGCCGGUGGAAAUCAAAGUCCUAGGUCCAUACACCUUCAGCAUCUGUGACACAACCGGCUUCACAGAUUACGUAAGAGGAGGAAUCGUCUCUCAGGUUAAGAUGCCCAAGAAGAUCAAUUUUAAAUCUAUCUCCUCCUCCAUGGCUGAACCAGAGUUCAUGCUAACAGACUUUGCUAAGUUUGAGCGCCCCGGACAGCUGCACGUAGGCUUCCAGGCCAUCCAUGCCUUCCAGAAGAAACACAACGCCCUUCCUGUACCUUGGAGUCAGUCUGACGGCGAGGAGCUAUUGACAUUGGCCAAGGAGGUGAACUCUGCCCAGACUGGAUCAGCCAAAGUGGAGCAGCUGGAUGACGCUCUUAUCAAGAAGAUGUCAUACGUUGCUGCUGGAGAUCUGGCCCCUGUCAAUGCCUUCAUCGGAGGCCUGGCUGCACAGGAAGUGAUGAAGGCAUGCACAGGAAAAUUUAUGCCUAUAAUGCAGUGGCUGUACUUUGAUGCCCUGGAGUGCCUGGCUGAAGAGGAAGGAGUCAUGCUCACAGAAGAAGAUUGCGCCCCUAGAAACAGUCGGUAUGAUGGGCAGAUUGCAGUGUUUGGCACCAAACUGCAGGCCCUGCUUGCCAAGCAGCGCUACUUCCUGGUUGGGGCCGGUGCCAUUGGCUGUGAGCUGUUGAAAAACUUUGCCAUGAUUGGACUGGGUAGCGGAGAGGGCGAGGUCAUUGUGACCGACAUGGACACCAUAGAGAAAUCCAAUCUCAACAGACAGUUCCUCUUCAGACCAUCGGAUGUUACGAAAAUGAAGAGUGACACAGCCGCUGCUGCAGUCAAGCAGAUGAACCCCUCCAUCAGGAUCACAGGUCACCAGAACAGAGUGGGCCCAGACACAGAGAGGGUGUACGAUGACGACUUCUUUGAAAGCCUCGAUGGAGUUGCUAAUGCACUCGACAACGUUGAUGCACGUAUGUACAUGGAUCGGAGGUGUGUGUACUACCGUAAGCCCUUACUGGAGUCUGGUACUUUGGGUACCAAAGGCAAUGUCCAGGUCGUGAUCCCCUUCCUCACAGAAUCAUACAGCUCCAGCCAAGACCCACCUGAGAAGUCCAUUCCCAUCUGUACCCUCAAGAACUUCCCAAAUGCCAUUGAACACACACUGCAGUGGGCCCGCGAUGAGUUUGAGGGACUGUUCAAACAGCCAGCAGAGAAUGCCAUGCAGUACCUCACAGAUCCUAAAUUCAUGGAGCGUACUCUGAAGCUGCCAGGAGCUCAGCCUGUGGAGGUGUUGGAGGCUGUUUAUAAGAGUCUGGUCACAGAUUGCCCUCACAGCUGGGCUGACUGCGUAGCCUGGGCCCGCAACCACUGGCAGUGCCAGUACAGCAACAACAUCCGCCAGCUACUGCACAACUUCCCCCCAGAUCAGCUCACCAGCUCUGGUGCCCCCUUCUGGUCUGGGCCAAAAAGAUGUCCUCACCCCUUAGAUUUCAGCACUAGCAAUGAGCUGCACAUGGACUACAUAAUGGCAGGAGCCAACCUGUUUGCUCAGACAUACGGCCUGCCAGGCAGCACUGAUCGUGCAGGCGUGGUUAAGAUUUUGCAGGACAUCAAGGUUCCGCAAUUUACCCCUCGUUCAGGAGUUAAAAUCCACGUCUCUGAUCAGGAGCUGCAAAACAGCAAUUCCUCUGUUGAUGACUCCAGACUGGAGGAGCUGAAGAGCCAGUUGCCUUCCCCUGAGAAUUUCCAGUUCAAACUCAGCUCUAUAGACUUUGAAAAGGACGAUGACACCAACUUCCACAUGGACUUUAUCGUGGCAGCCUCCAACCUGAGAGCGGAGAACUACGACAUUCCCCCUGCAGACAGACAUAAGAGCAAACUGAUAGCUGGCAAGAUCAUUCCUGCCAUCGCCACCACCACGGCCGCAGUGGUGGGCCUGGUGUGCUUGGAGCUCAUCAAGAUUGUCCAAGGACACAAGAAGCUGGAGUCAUACAAAAAUGGCUUCAUGAACUUGGCACUGCCUUUCUUUGCCUUCUCUGAGCCCAUUGCUGCUCCAAAACACAAGUACUAUGAAAUUGACUGGUCACUGUGGGAUCGCUUUGAGGUCACAGGGCUGCAGCCCAGUGGGGAAGAGAUGACACUCCGACAAUUCCUGGACUACUUCAAAAAUGAGCAUAAGUUGGAGAUCACCAUGCUUUCUCAGGGAGUGUCCAUGCUCUAUUCGUUUUUCAUGCCUGCUGCCAAACUUAAAGAGAGGCUGGACCUACCGAUGACGGAGAUUGUGACUAAGGUGUCCAAAAAGAAGCUGGGCAAACAUGUGAAAGCCCUGGUGUUUGAGCUAUGCUGUAACGACCUUUCUGAUGAAGACGUGGAAGUGCCCUAUGUCCGAUACACCAUUCGCUGAGCUCUGACCUGAGCUCACCAGUUAUAGGGAGGGGGGGGGGGGCGUAGGGUUGUUCUAAGCUGGGGGAGGGGUUAAGGUGGGUGGGUGGGUUGAUCCAGGUCAGCUCUAUUGGAUCAAUCAUAUUUUUUAGGCCUGCGGUUUGUGUAAACCUGUGCCUGAGUGUACAUAGCCCCAGUAAGCUGACUUAAGGAUACCUGUAUGUUGUUAGGGAUCAGCAGGGGUGUCAUUGGAGGAAGGGAGCAUGUAUACUGGACAUCCUGAUGUUCCUCAACAGCACACUCUGGUCCUCACUCUGUUAAAUAAGCCUUAGUGAUCGCCUGGUACUCCAUAGCCCAACUAUUGUCCUCUGAAAGAUGGUCAGAGUCUUACUAGCCUUCAGCUGUAAAUGAGGCAUCUUUUAAAUCCAACCCACUGUCCACUCUCCACUCUACUUGCUCUCUUCCCUGUUCCAACCCCUGUCUCGUAGACCUGGUCCCACAUUACUGUUUCUUUUUUCUUCUUUUUUUUUUUUUUUUUUCUUCCUUCAAUGAUACACCCCAUUAAAUAAUAACAAAAGAAAAGCGAGCCCAGGGAGGAAAAUAAAAGAUGUAAACCCAAGAUGGCAACUUCUCCAGACUGAAAAUAUAAGUGUUCCCUCUCCCUCAUCACAGCACUCAUUGGCUUUGAAAGGGGCUCUUGCGCAUGACAUCGAUUUUCUUUCUAUUUCAUGUGAUUUAUUUUCUAUUUUAUUUCGGGGGCGGGGGUUGGGGGGGUUGGUCGGACAAAGUUUUGACACACAAACACCUGGUAGAUUAUAAACUGUCUUUCUACUUUGUUAACUCCAAAUGGCAUAACUGUGUAAGAGCAAGGCAAUGAGAUGUAUCUUGAAAUGGGAGCACUUAGUGUGAUAGUGAAUAAACAUGUAAAAACAUA
Molecule: messenger RNA, 4314 nt
Organism: Mugil cephalus (flathead mullet)
Lineage: Eukaryota; Metazoa; Chordata; Actinopteri; Mugiliformes; Mugilidae
Gene: uba1
Product: ubiquitin-like modifier activating enzyme 1
Exons: 26
Coding region: 229-3402 (1057 amino acids)
Biological process (GO): protein ubiquitination; DNA damage response; ubiquitin-dependent protein catabolic process
Cellular component (GO): cytoplasm; nucleus
Molecular function (GO): ubiquitin activating enzyme activity
Source: RefSeq, a predicted model, not a curated record